AUGGUGAGGUCCUUCAGGCAACAGACCAUGACGGUGAUGACAAUCGCUCUUUGCCUCAGCCUGGCCACGGCGCAGACUUUCCAGUACAGCAGAGGGUGGACGAAUGGGCGUAAGAGGUCAGACCUGAGCGUGGGCGUCGCGAGGACCGUGAGCCCCUUAUCCUUUCCCCUGACUCGUCUUCUCCCUGUGUCUCUCCACCAGAACGCUGCUUAUAACCCGCCUGUCAAGACUGUAGAAGAACGACUACGAGCGCUGGAGGCUGGUUUUGCCGCUGUUUUGAGGGCCAGCAGCGCCAAUCUCUCCUCUGGUGGCGACGACGAGUACUAUUCUGAAAACUAA
This is a messenger RNA of Penaeus indicus, 339 nucleotides long. RefSeq lists its product as uncharacterized. The record is from RefSeq and is a predicted model, not a curated record. Gene Ontology annotation, biological process: positive regulation of heart contraction. Lineage: Eukaryota; Metazoa; Arthropoda; Malacostraca; Decapoda; Penaeidae. Bases 1 to 339 code for a protein of 112 amino acids. Gene Ontology annotation, molecular function: corazonin receptor binding. The transcript has 3 exons.